CAUUUUCUUUAUGGUGAAAGCCGCCCGGAAGUAGCGCAUCGGACAAGCUAGGGAGAAAACCAAAACGGCCAAGUUAGAAGGGCGACUGGGCUUUGUUGAGGCUACUUGAGCCAUGGCGGGCACGGCGCUCAAGCGCUUAAUGGCGGAAUACAAGCAGUUGACUUUGAAUCCUCCUGAAGGCAUUGUAGCAGGGCCCAUGAAUGAAGAAAAUUUCUUUGAGUGGGAAGCUUUGAUAAUGGGUCCAGAAGACACGUGCUUUGAGUAUGGAGUUUUUCCUGCUAUUCUGAGUUUUCCUCUUGAUUAUCCUUUAAGUCCUCCAAAGAUGAGGUUCACAUGUGAAAUGUUUCAUCCCAACAUUUAUCCAGAUGGGAGAGUUUGCAUUUCCAUUCUUCAUGCUCCUGGAGAUGAUCCAAUGGGCUAUGAGAGCAGUGCAGAACGAUGGAGUCCUGUGCAAAGUGUGGAGAAGAUCCUCUUGUCAGUGGUUAGCAUGCUAGCAGAACCAAAUGAUGAAAGUGGAGCCAAUGUGGAUGCUUCUAAAAUGUGGCGAGAAGACAGAGAACAGUUCAACAAAAUAGCCAAACAAAUUGUCCAGAAAUCACUUGGUCUUUAAAAAAAAUACCAAACAAAACAAAACAUCUGAAAUUCUUGACAGUCUUACUGUUGAACAUUUUAUAGAGAGAAAGUGAUAGUAGAACUCUGAGCUGGUACCAAAAGACAAAUCUUGCAAAACUGUUCAUUAAAUUUUGUUCCUCCCUGUAUAUAAGCAUGCACCAACAUUUUUACACUUUGGAAGAAAAAUCUUUCUCAAUUUAAGACAUAUCAAUAGAUGGGAUGCAAAUACAGUACUGUAGAGCUGUAAUCAUUUUCUAUUAGUAAAAACUUCUUAAAACUUAAAACUUCUCUGCAGUUAUACCUAUAAUAAUGACCAUAUUAUCUUUCAUUACAGUAUCAUUCACCUGUGUAAGUAGUAGGAUUGAGAUGAUCUAUGAAUAUCUUACUGCUCAGAAAAGUAGUGAAAUAUUGUUAAUGGAAAUUAUUUGUUGCCAAUGAGAAUUAUCCUUUUAAGGAUUUUUAUUUACAUAACCUCAUUUAAUAAAAAAAGAAUGUUGACCAUCAAAAUGUUACACAAUAAAGUGAACUAUCUUUGUCCUGGGGAAGAA
Molecule: messenger RNA, 1160 nt
Organism: Crotalus tigris (Tiger rattlesnake)
Lineage: Eukaryota; Metazoa; Chordata; Lepidosauria; Squamata; Viperidae
Gene: UBE2G2
Product: ubiquitin conjugating enzyme E2 G2
Exons: 6
Coding region: 113-610 (165 amino acids)
Cellular component (GO): cytosol; endoplasmic reticulum
Source: RefSeq, a predicted model, not a curated record